Molecule: messenger RNA, 3252 nt
Organism: Parnassius apollo (apollo)
Lineage: Eukaryota; Metazoa; Arthropoda; Insecta; Lepidoptera; Papilionidae
Source: the annotation of a GenBank genome assembly
AUGGCGCUCAACUUAGUAGUCAAGGUUCAUCCUGUAGUUUUAUUUCAAAUUGUUGAUGCUUACGAGCGACGAAAUGCAGAUUCUCAUCGUGUUAUCGGCACUUUAUUGGGCACAUCGGACAAAGGUGUGGUGGAAGUGACAAAUUGCUUUUGCGUACCUCACAAGGAGCAUGCCGAUCAGGUCGAAGCUGAACUCAACUACGCCAUGGACGUUUAUGAGCUGAACAGAAGAGUAAAUGCUUCUGAAAACAUCGUUGGAUGGUGGGCCACUGGCAAUGAGGUGACGAACCACUCGUCGGUGAUUCACGAGUACUACUCGCGCGAGUGUCGCGAGCCGGUGCACGUGACGCUGGACACGUCGCUGGCUGGUGCGCGCAUGGGGCUGCGCGCUUACGUGUGCGUGCCGUUGGGCGUGCCGCGCGGCAAGCAGGGCGUCAUGUUCACGCCCAUCGACGUCACGCUCAUCUGCUACGAGCCAGAGAUUGUGGGUCUACAACUGUGUCAGAAAACAAUGGCGCCAAACGGUCGGUCGCGCCAGGUGCAACCCAUGUUAGAUCUGGCACAAGUCGCUGAGGCCGCUUCCAAACUCUCGGGACUUCUUGAUCAGGUGCUGCAGUACGUGGAGGACGUGCUGGCGGAGCGCGCGGCGCCGCACAACGCGGCCGGCCGCGAACUGCUGGAGCUGGCGCACUCGCUCCCCAGCCUGGCCGCCGAUGCGCUGGCCGCAGCCUUCGCCUCCAGCGUCAAGGACCUGCUCAUGGUAAGUGAGUGCAAGUUGCAGCAGCGGCUGCUGCAGCUGGCACACUCGCUGCCCAGCCUGGAUGCCGACGCGCUGGCCGCAGCCGUCGCUUCCAGCGUUAAGGACCUGCUCAUGGUACGUGAGUGCACGUUGCAGCUGUGGCUGCUGCAGCUGGCGCACUCGCUGCCCAGCCUGGAAGCCGACGCGCUGGCCGCAGCCUUCGCCUGCAGCGUCAAGGACCUGCUCAUGGUACGCGAGUGUACUUUGCAGCUGCGGCUGCUGCAGCUGGCGCACUUGCUGCCCAGCCUGGCCGCCGACGCGCUGGCCGCAGCCUUCGCCUCCAGCGUCAAGGACCUGCUCAUGGUACAUGAGUGCAAGUUGCAGCAGCGGCUGCUGCAGCUGGCGCACUCGCUGCCCACCCUGGCCGCCGACGCGCUGGCCGCUGCCUUCGCCUGCAGCGUCAAGGACCUGCUCAUGGUACGCGAGUGUACUUUGCAGUUGCGGCUGCUGCAGCUGGCGCACUCGCUGCCCACCCUGGACGCCGACGCGCUGGCCGCAGCCUUCGCCUCCAGCGUCAAGGACCUGCUCAUGGUGCAUGAGUGCACGUUGCAGCUGCGGCUGCUGCAGCUGGCGCACUCGCUCCCCACCCUGGCCGCCGACGCGCUGGCCGCAGCCUUCGCCUACAGCGUCAAGGACCUGUUCAUGGUACGCGAGUGUACUUUGCAGCUGCGGCUGCUGCAGCUGGCGCACUCGCUGCCCACCCUGGUCGCCGACGCGCUGGCCGCUGCCUUCGCCUACAGCGUCAAGGCCCUGCUCAUGGUACAUGAGUGCACGUUGCAGUUGUGGCUGCUGCAGCUGGCGCACUCGCUGCCCAGCCUGGAAGCCGACGCGCUGGCCGCAGCCUUCGCCUCCAGCGUCAAGGACCUGCUCAUGGUACAUGAGUGCACGUUGCAGUUGUGGCUGCUGCAGCUGGCGCACUCGCUGCCCAGCCUGGCCGCCGACGCGCUGGCCGCAGCCUUCGCCUCCAGCGUCAAGGACCUGCUCAUGGUACGCGAGUGGACUUUGCAGCUGCGGCUGCUGCAGCUGGCGCACUCGCUGCCCACCCUGGUCGCCGACGCGCUGGCCGCUGCCUUCGCCUUCAGCGUCAAGGCCCUGCUCAUGGUACAUGAGUGCACGUUGCAGCUGCGGCUGCUGCAGCUGGCGCACUCGCUGCCCACCCUGGACGCCGACGCGCUGGCCGCAGCCUUCGCCUCCAGCGUCAAGGACCUGCUCAUGGUACGUGAGUGCACGUUGCAGCUGUGGCUGCUGCAGCUGGCGCACUCGCUCCCCACCCUGGCCGCCGACGCGCUGGCCGCAGCCUUCGCCUCCAGCGUCAAGGACCUGCUCAUGGUACAUGAGUGCAAGUUGCAGCAGCGGCUGCUGCAGCUGGCGCACUCGCUGCCCAGCCUGGAUGCCGACGCGCUGGCCGCAGCCUUCGCUUCCAGCGUCAAGGACCUGCUCAUGGUACAUGAGUGCACGUUGCAGCUGUGGCUGCUGCAGCUGGCGCACUCGCUGCCCAGCCUGGACGCCGACGCGCUGGCCGCAGCCUUCGCUUCCAGCGUUAAGGACCUGUUCAUGGUACAUGAGUGCACGUUGCAGCUGUGGCUGCUGCAGCUGGCGCACUCGCUGCCCAGCCUGGAAGCCGACGCGCUGGCCGCAGCCUUCGCUUCCAGCGUCAAGGACCUGCUCAUGGUGACCGUUAAGGACCUGCUCAUGGUACAUGAGUGCACGUUGCAGCUGUGGCUGCUGCAGCUGGCGCACUCGCUGCCCAGCCUGGAAGCCGACGCGCUGGCCGCAGCCUUCGCUUCCAGCGUUAAGGACCUGCUCAUGGUACAUGAGUGCACGUUGCAGCUGUGGCUGCUGCAGCUGGCGCACUCGCUGCCCAGCCUGGAUGCCGACGCGCUGGCCGCAGCCUUCGCUUCCAGCGUCAAGGACCUGCUCAUGGUACGUGAGUGCACGUUGCAGCUGUGGCUGCUGCAGUUGGCGCACUCGCUGCCCAGCCUGGAAGCCGACGCGCUGGCCGCAGCCUUCGCCUACAGCGUCAAGGACCUGUUCAUGGUGCAUGAGUGCACUUUGCAGCUGCGGCUGCUGCAGCUGGCGCACUUGCUGCCCACCCUGGUCGCCGACGCGCUGGCCGCAGCCUUCGCCUACAGCGUCAAGGACCUGUUCAUGGUGCAUGAGUGCACGUUGCAGCUGCGGCUGCUGCAGCUGGCGCACUCGCUGCUCACCCUGGUCGCCGACGCGCUGGCCGCAGCCUUCGCUUACAGCGUCAAGGACCUGUUCAUGGUGCAUGAGUGCACGUUGCAGCUGUGGCUGCUGCAGUUGGCGCACUCGCUGCCCAGCCUGGCCGCCGACGCGCUGGCCGCAGCCUUCGCCUCCAGCGUCAAGGACCUGCUCAUGGUGGUGACCUUGGCGCAGUUAAUUAAGACUCAGCUGCAGCUGAACGAGAAGCUCACCUUGCUCACGUCCCAAUGA